CCCCUAUAUACGUCACUUCCGAAAUUUGAGAGAGAAGUGAGAUGGCAGAGCUGUCGCUAUAUCUGACUAAUGUCAACAUCUCUUUGGGGAAAACUAUGGACGCUGAAAAGAGCUCCAAUAUGGUGAAGGAGUUUGAGAGUGUGGAGCUGGGAGACAUAGGGAUGAAGAAGCAGAAGGUGCCCCGAAGAACAAUUUACUUUGCCAGUGGAGAGACCAUGGAGGAAUACAGCACAGAUGAAGAAGAAGAGGAGGAAGUGCAAGCUUCUAUAGCUGUUAAGACCUCAGCUGACCCUUCCAGGUUGACUUGGGGUCCAUAUUUUUUGUUUCACAUGUGGAGAGUGGCAACCUCCACUAUUUCAGUUUGUGACUAUCUUGGGGAGAGAAUGGCCUCAUUGUUUGGCAUUACGUCGCCUAAGUACCAGUAUGCCAUCGACGAGUACUACAGAAUGAAAAAGGAGGAGGAGGAGGAGGAGGAGGAGAACCGGCUGUCUGAGGAGGCAGAGCGUCGUUUUGAGGAGGAGCGUGAACAGGAGAUGCAGCAGCCAGCCAUGGAGCAGCCGGAGGGUAAAGCCUCCUUCGUCAACGUCACCUUUGAGCUGGAUCAAGAUGCCACAUCUGAUGCCAACAGAUUCCCUGCCCCCAUCCCCACUUAACAGUUCAAUUAAAUGGACAUCUUCACAUUUCAUGAUGUAGCCUCAGCAUUUUUGCUAUAGUGUAGUUCUUAUUUUUGUAUCAUAUUGAUCAUGUUCUAUUAAUACUGUAAGUCAGACAUGAGACAGAAUACAUCUUUUUUUAGUUGC
Oncorhynchus masou masou (cherry salmon) is the source of this 800-nucleotide messenger RNA. RefSeq names its product family with sequence similarity 177 member A1 (gene fam177a1a). Lineage: Eukaryota; Metazoa; Chordata; Actinopteri; Salmoniformes; Salmonidae. The transcript is spliced from 5 exons. Bases 42 to 653 code for a protein of 203 amino acids. The record is from RefSeq and is a predicted model, not a curated record.